AGUACUUCCGCUUUAAACGCAAUCGUGUUGUUUGCAAAACGAAUAUCCAGCUGUCUUAUUUGUGUUCAUCCCUGCACAGUUGGAUUGCAUUGAAAGGUCAAGUCACGUGUGCGCGCACACUGUGAAUUAUUCACCGCCGAGCGGCUCCCAGCCUGUCAAACUGUUUACUCCUCAACUUGAGCACAUCCUUCUCGGAGUAGUCGGAUUCCUGUGGCGGGCGCGCUGCUUCGCAUGUGCUCGCUCUUCUCUUUUUUUUUUUUUCUUUCUCUCCCCCUUUUUUUUGUUGCUCUUUCCAACUCGGGCUCUCACGCGGCACUAGCAUGCACGGAGAGGGACUCCGAGUGGGCGGGCCGAGUCGACCUACUUCUGUCCAAUGGGCGCUCGCCGCCGCUCCCCCCUCCGGCCAAUGAGAGCGCGAGGGAGCAGGCUCGGCUUUGGCUGCGUGCGCGGUACACGUGAGGCGAUGGCGCCUUUUGUACACCCGGAGGCAACGUGUUGGUGCGUUCACGUCGCCUGGGAAAAAAAAAAAGGCAACUCACGCGUAGGAUGCUCACGUUUUGUGGGAAUCGAACAGGGGAACCGACACGUAUUCAUCGGGAAACGUGCGAACGUUUUAGAAGGGACUAAAUUUUAGUGUUGUCAGCGGAAUGUAAACAAACACGAGGAUCAAGUGACAGCCGUCUGCCGCCUUGAGGCGCGGCACGAGAGUGGGCGCGUCUCAUAAAUAAUACUCGGAACUUGGAGGGAUCACUUGGCCACGCCUCGGCGCGACUUGUGACGUCACGUGAUCCACCCGUGGCCGUUCCAUCUGAGCUCGGAGACGAGAGGACACACACAGGCUCACAUGCAAAUGAGCACGCCGCCCCGCCCACCUUCCACGCCGUGACUCCUCCCACUCUCCUUCCACGCCACGGACAAGUGAGCGCGAGCAGAGCAGAGACAGAAACAUCAACUUGUCAUUUCAACGACAACACCGACAUUUUUCAGCUCUCGCCCCGAGUUUUUUCCGGUUUCCGCUUCGUCUCCCGAGGAUAACAUUCUUCUUUUUUCUUCUUCUUCUUGUUGCCAUUUUGCUGCUUUUUGUUGUUUUUCUUUCCUUCCUCCCACUUCGUUUCUGCCGAGGAGUGCGAUGGAAUACUUGGAAGCAAAAAUCCUCACACGGAACUAAAAAAGGAGCCCGCUCGUCAACACAUUAAGCCAUACAAACUCCUAUUGGUCGAAUCGCCUCGCCCCUCCAAGUACCCCCCCAGGGUCCCCCCCCGACCCUACAGGUGUCUCAACGCCACCGUCUGGCCCAGGAUGUCCAGGCAGCUCAGCCAGCAGCUCCCCACCCCGGAUCUCCCUGCCGGCGCCAGCCCCCAGUUCGGUUCUUGCACCCAGCCGGCGGGCUCCCUCACAGGGGGCCACCUCAGCUCCAUGGCGGGUCUCAAGUCCCUCCUGCAGCACCCCAUGAAGGGGGACCAGCGGCUCAGGAGCCCCUGCGACGUCAAAGACAAAGAGCGGCCCCAGGACAUGGACGAGGACCCCAUGGGCCCCAUGAGGAACGCGGCGGGAGUAAAUGGCUGCAACGGCGCCAGCGUGGGCGCCAAUGGCGGCGGGAACUUUAACCAGUUCCUGGGGCCCCUGUUGUGGGACCGCACCUUGCCGGCCGACGGGGGCCUCUUCCAGCUGCAGUACAUGGACUUGGAGGAGUUCCUGACGGAGAACGGCAUGGGGAACAUGCACAGCAACAACAGCUCCAGCUCGGCACAGAUCCCCUCCCAGAGCUCCCAGUCGGCCGUGCCCAACCAGAGCUCCCAGUGCCUGCCGCCCCCCUCGCCGCCCGGAUCCUCGUCCUCCUCGCCCUCGUCCUCGCCCUCCCUCCUGGGUCUGGAGGUGGCUCAGCCCCACAGUCUGACGGGGUCCAGUGACUGCCUGCACGGCAGCCAGACGAGUAUGAACGACUCGUACGAGUCUCCGUCCUGCUCGUCCUCCCCGUCGUCUUCCUGCCCGCCGCUGCUCACGCCCACGGACAGCGGGCCGGAGGGCAUGGAGAUGUUCGACAUGGACCCCUCGGACAUGGCUCUGUCCAACGGGCCCGGCCAGCAGAACUUUGACCCCAGGAGGCAGUCCUUCAGCGAGGAGGAGCUCAAGCCGCAGCCCAUGGUGAAGAAGGCUCGCAAGAUCCUGGUGCCCGACAACAUGAAAGAUGAGAAGUACUGGAGCAGGAGAUACAAAAACAACGAAGCGGCCAAGCGCUCCCGAGACGCUCGCCGCCUGAAGGAAAACCAAAUAUCGGUGCGCGCCUCCUUCCUGGAGCGAGAGAACGCCGCCCUGCGACAGGAAGUGGCGGAGAUGCGCAAAGAACUUGGACGAUGUCGCAACAUCCUUAGCAAAUAUGAGAACCGCCUGGCCGACCAGUGAUGGAAUAUUCCGGGCAAGACUUUUGGACUCGAUGAUGAUGACGAUGAUGAAGAUGACGAUGAUGAUGAUGAUGAUGAAUGUAUCAGGAGGAGGCGCGCAGCUCAGGUGUUUGGUCGUCAUGGUGACGCACGGAGAGAAUAAUUUAACUUUUAGGGGUUUUGUUAUUGGAGAAUUGUAUAUUUUUAUAACACUUCAGGACACUCGCAGGAGAGAGAAUCAUUUUGUACAUUUUCUACACGACUAAACCCGGCGGGAGGACCAUCUUUCUGUGGAACAAUUGGCAACUAGAACAAUUUGUCAAGUAGAAACUUCACUUUGCUUCCUCCAGGAGAACUCUGGUCGUCUUUUUCUUUCCUCUUUUGUGUCCACGGCGACCACACGUCCCUCUUUUUUUUGUUUUUUGUGUGUGUACGUAAUUACCAGCUUCUUCACGCUGCUUUUCUUUCAACUCCGCUUCGACUCGCUUCCCUUCAAUAUUUGUUUCCAUCAGCGUCACUCCAGUAACACUCAAGACAUGAUCCCUAUUGUCUACUACCUGCAUAGUACUUCAAUCAAGUAUACUUCAUAGUACUUCAAUCAAGUAUACUUCUUCACUUCACCCCCCUUGACAAUCAACUAUAAUAAUUAUUAUCAAUAUAACUGCAAUGUAAGUAAUAUUAAUAAUAAUAAUUAUUAUCAGUAUUACUGCAGUGGAAGUCAUAUAAUAAUAAUAUUAAUAACACUAAUAAACUGGUUUGAUCGCUUUUAGGCCAUUUAAUAUAAUAACAUUUUUAUAUGUACAUUUUUUGGACAUUUGAAACAAUUAUUAUUAAUAAUACCACACAACAAUCUUUUCAACAUUUAAAAAAUCUAAAUUAUAUUAUAAUUAUCACAUUAGGACCUUUAUAAAAAAUGGUAACAUUUACCAUUAUUAUUUGUUUAAUAUAUUGAUGAAUAUUGUAUAUUUUUGCCACUUUUUUUUUUAUUUUAAAUGUUUUACUUCCUAAUGUGCUAAUUAUUAUUAUUAAUACCAUACAGCAGAAAUGUUGCGUUGUAAACAAAAACCAAAAAAUCCUAAUUAUAUUCUAAUUAUCACAUUAGUACUUUUUUUUAAAAUGGUAACAAAUGUUAACAAUUUUCCAUUAUUAUUUGUUUAUUAUAUUGAUGAAUUUUAGAUAUUUUAGCCACUUUUUAACAUUUUCAAAAACAUUUUUUUAAAGUUGCUAAUGUGCUAAUUAUUAUCAAUAAUACCAUUUGAUGAAUAUUGGAUAUUUUUUUACUUCCUAAUGUGCUAAUUAUU
Nerophis lumbriciformis (worm pipefish) is the source of this 3682-nucleotide messenger RNA. It is a transcript of the gene dbpb, whose product is annotated as D site albumin promoter binding protein b. Lineage: Eukaryota; Metazoa; Chordata; Actinopteri; Syngnathiformes; Syngnathidae. The record is from RefSeq and is a predicted model, not a curated record. Gene Ontology annotation, molecular function: RNA polymerase II cis-regulatory region sequence-specific DNA binding; DNA-binding transcription factor activity, RNA polymerase II-specific. Gene Ontology annotation, cellular component: nucleus. Gene Ontology annotation, biological process: regulation of transcription by RNA polymerase II.